Thunnus maccoyii (southern bluefin tuna) is the source of this 1170-nucleotide messenger RNA. RefSeq names its product circumsporozoite protein-like. The coding region runs from base 339 to 743 and encodes 134 amino acids. The transcript is spliced from 4 exons. NCBI's taxonomy places the organism in Eukaryota, Metazoa, Chordata, Actinopteri, Scombriformes, Scombridae. The record is from RefSeq and is a predicted model, not a curated record.
GUUUACAAAAGAUACAGACCGGAAAUCGUCAUCAGGAAGUUUUGUUGAGAUGCUUCCGACAGAAUGAAUUGGGGGAAUCCUAAACGUAAAAGUUUAGAAGUAGCAUAAAGUGGUGGCGGUUAUUCUGAAGUCAUAUUGUUGUUGUUCCGGGUGGGAGGGAGCAUCUACUAUGAGUACAUGUCAUGCUCCAUGAUGUUAUGUAGCAGCUAGGAAAUAUAUUCAUUCUGUUUAUAGACACUGUCGGUGUUAUAUCAGUGUUACGUCUUUUUACGACCCGUUACUUUUGCUCACUUCCCGAGCAGCACGCGAAGCACUGCAGAGAGAUCUGAAGGACUGAGAUGGCUACAGCUCCACCACCACCACCACCACCACCACCACCGACCACCACUGGGGUCCAGUCUAAAAAAAUAAUCCCUCCACCGUGCCCUAAACAUGCGGCAGUGCCGUAUUUCUAUAACGACAGAACCCCGAUCCAAGAGACAAGUCCUUCACCAGACCCUGAAGCACAGGCUGCAGUUGCUCCGUCACCGCACUCUGUGCAAAACGGACCCCAGUCUUCACUGUCACAAGGAGGAGAAGACAAUCUUUCUGACUGUGACGACAAAGACCGUCCGAUCCAGGAAACUGACCCUGCACCACAGGCGCUUAACGGCCUGCAGGCCAGCACUGUCCAGCUUCCUGCAGAGGCCGAGGUGCAAGUAGCCUUUCAGAUGAACCAGGGUGGGGAGCACCAUUUGGCCUGAAGCACCGGGACAGAGAGAGGACAUGGCCUUGUGUUCAGGCCAACAUUGUUUGAAUAUGUUAUUCCAGCUUCAGUCAUCAUCGUCAUCAUUGAUAAUAUAUCGCUUUGCUAAUUUUUGUCAUACAAACUCCAGCCAUAUCCCAUAUAUAUUUCAUACUUGCUCAAGCUACAUACUUUAAGGUGCCUUUGAGAAAGUUUGAGCCAGACUGAGCUUAAAAAUAUUUAUUUUAGUGCCAUAGCUAUAAAAAUUUUACAUAAGAUUAUUGUAAAUAACCUAAAAUUAUAUAUUAUAAACUGUACAGAUUGAGGAUAUAAAUUUUAGUAUUUGUUGCAUCUAUGAAUCACUUAAAGGGAGACUGUAUAUAAAUGUGGUCGUCAUGACAGCUCUCCAAAAGUGAAGCCAAAACACAUCGAUCGCCCCCUGGUGG